UGGUGUACUUCCUCUUCUGGUACGCAGAAUUGGUUAGGCAAAAACAACUACUCCCUGCAGUAAGAAAUGCCCUGUCCGGAGAAAAAGCCCCAAUAGAAUUGGUCGCAUCUUCCACGACAACUUUCACAUUGCUGGUCAAGAUGGUUUUCAGCCCACUUUCAACCUUACAGCCCAAAGAUUGGCACAAAACAAUUCAUGUGCGUGUCUGCAGAAAAUGGGAGUAUCGUGGAAUCAACGAAGACAACCCCUUGCAGCAUAUCGAUUUGGUUCUUGUCGACAGCCAGGGAAACACCAUGUAUGCUGAGAUCCCAGCAAAAGAGGCAGACAAACAUGGUCCGAUUAUACAAGCUGAUAGAACUUAUGUCAUAAGCCGCUUCAGAGUUUGCAAUGCAAAAGAUGCUUUCAGAUCUGUUCCUGGACCAUAUAUGUUGGAGUUUACCUGCCAUACCAAAAUCAGUGCAGCAACUGAAGAAAUAACUGAACCCAAGUACAUCUACAACCUAACUCCAUUCAGCAAACUUCCAGAGUUCAUUAACGACAAAAAAAAAUUCCAUGAUAUCUUGGGCAUACUCACAGAGAUAAAUGAACCGCAAUGGAUUCCAUUCUCAAAUCAAUCCAAACCUAGUCUGCGUCGUGAUAUCAAGCUGAAAGAUGAAAUCGGUGAAGAGAUCAAGCUAGUUCUUUGGGGCUCCAAAGCAACACAAUUUGAUAUUAUUCACUGGAUGCCUUGUCAAACUUUACCGUGGUGA
Molecule: messenger RNA, 749 nt
Organism: Panicum virgatum (switchgrass)
Lineage: Eukaryota; Viridiplantae; Streptophyta; Magnoliopsida; Poales; Poaceae
Product: replication protein A 70 kDa DNA-binding subunit-like
Exons: 7
Coding region: 141-749 (202 amino acids)
Biological process (GO): DNA repair; DNA recombination; DNA replication
Cellular component (GO): nucleus
Molecular function (GO): DNA binding
Source: RefSeq, a predicted model, not a curated record